AUGACCGGGGGGUACUUUGGACAGAAAGAAAUAUCCGCCUUGUCCGGAGCUCAGUCCCAAUUCCCGCAACAGAAGGCAAACAGAAAAUUCAAAGACAUCACUCGUAAUCGGAGCGACUUGAAUUUUGGGGUUUUCCCGCUAAAGUUCGCUCAAAGACGUCCUCAAAGCGAGGGUGGCGGGUACAAGGGUGGCUCGGGUACCAUGGGGGCAGCACUGGGGUGGAGAGCCGGUCCUUUCCGAGGGUCUGAAAGGGAUUUGCCUUGGGAUCUGAGCCCACACUUAUACAAAAUGUUCAAUAUGGGUCCCUCCGACCCUCGGGGCAAGUACCUAGGCCGGAACCACCCGCCGUAA
This is a messenger RNA of Leptosia nina, 351 nucleotides long. The record is from the annotation of a GenBank genome assembly. NCBI's taxonomy places the organism in Eukaryota, Metazoa, Arthropoda, Insecta, Lepidoptera, Pieridae.